Molecule: messenger RNA, 1094 nt
Organism: Monodelphis domestica (gray short-tailed opossum)
Lineage: Eukaryota; Metazoa; Chordata; Mammalia; Didelphimorphia; Didelphidae
Gene: NPFF
Product: neuropeptide FF-amide peptide precursor
Biological process (GO): excitatory postsynaptic potential
Cellular component (GO): dendrite; axon terminus; perikaryon
Molecular function (GO): G protein-coupled receptor binding; neuropeptide hormone activity
Source: RefSeq, a predicted model, not a curated record
UCACCGCGGCUAGAGUGGGCCUGCAAUGCGGAGCAGCGGCCACUGGGUGGCGGCGGUACUCCACUUGGGUCCAGAGGUGGGGGCAGGCAGCCGAGAGGAAGAGUGUGCCCUCCGCGGGCGGGCCGGCCCCUCCACUGGGUUCCCUUGGGGGAAGCCUUCCAGGAGAGCGGGGAUCCGGAGGGGAAUGGGGCGGCCUGGAGCCCACGUCUCCUGGCCUUCGGCCCCUCCUCCGCCCCCCACCCAGGCCGGGGUGAUGAGCGGAGGGUCCCCAGAAGCUACCAGCCCCAUGGAGUCUCCCCCCCUUCCUGAUUGGCCCAUGGUCCCUGCCCGGGGCUGCCCCCCUGGACUGCAGGCCCAGCCCUGGCCGCGCCCCGAGGGUGGCGGGGAGAAGGCGGCAGCCCGAGCUUUGCCACCUGUUGAGGGACGGCCAGACUUUGACGGAAGGCCCGCCUGCAGGGAGGCUCGGGAGACAAGAUUGAAGCGUUUAAUAAAGUCGACAGGCCGGGGGCUGGGAGCAUCAAGUCCCGGGGGGCCGUGGGAGGGGAUCCCAGGCGGCCCAGAAUGGAGAUGAGAGCUUCCGCCGCCAACGCAGCCUCCUCGUCGGGCCGCAGGUAUAAGAGGCGGCUGAGGCGCUCCGGCAAGGGAGAGAGCCGGCUGCCAUGGACUCUGGGCGCCUGGCCGUGCUACUGGCGCUGCUGCUGCUGGCGCUCGGAGCCAGGGGCCAGGCUGGAGGUGCAGGGAAGAAGCUGGGCGGCGUCGGGGCCCGCGCUUUUCUGGAGGAAGAGAAUGGACGCCCCUCGGGGCCAGAGGCGCAAACGCCAGCGUCCCUGCUGCGGGCCCUGCUGCAGGCCCUGAAGAGACCCGGCCGCAGCCAGGCCUUUCUGUUCCAGCCACAGAGGUUCGGCCGGGACGAUCGGAGGAGCCCGGGGAAGCAGGGGCUGAGCCCCCAGUCCGCGGAAGGGCCCAGUCCUCGCUUCUGGAGCCUGGCCGCCCCCCAGCGCUUCGGGAAGAAGUGAGGAGGCGCGGGCGGCCUGCUCUCUGCAUGCAGCCCCUCGACACCCUGCGGUCCGAAUAAAGCAUUUGCCGCCCCGCCC